AUGCCUUCUAUUGUUACGGUUCCUCAUUGUCCGACUGAACGGCCAUGCGCAAUGCCCAUUGCAAUUUGCGGAAUGGGCAUGCGGCUACCCGGGGGCAUUCGAGACUCUGAGGCUCUCUAUGACUUUUUGUUGAACAAACGAGAUGCUCGACGAACUGUUCCACCAACUCGGUUCAAUGUUGAUGGCUUUUACGAUCCCGAGGGCAAGCCAGGCAGCCUCUCCUCAAAGCAGGGCUAUUGGCUGGAAGAUGUUGAGCUGUCCAACUUCGACUCAUCAUUAUUCUCCAUGGGACGAAAAGAGAUCGAAAACCUUGACCCGCAUCAAAGAUUGUUGCUGGAAGUUGUGCGUGAGGCUUUCGAAAGUGCUGCUGAGACCGGCUGGAGAGGCAAAAAUAUCGGAUGUUAUGCCGCCAGCUUUGGUGAAGAAUGGAGCAAUCUCCAUGCCAAGGAUGCACAGAAUAGAGGAUUUAACGUGAUUACUGGCUAUAUGGACCUUAUGCAAGCGAACCGUAUCUCAUACGAGUUCGAUUUAAGAGGGCCGAGUAUGACACUUCGUGUUGGAUGCUCGGGGAGUGGAUUAGGCAUUCACCUUGCAUGUCAGUCGAUUCAGCUGGGCGAGUGCUCCUCUGCGAUUGUUGCCGGUGCCAAUAUCAUUCUGUCACCGGAAACUACCAUGCUGAUGGCAGAUGGCGGGGCAAUCUCCCCGGACGCCUCAUCCAAAACGUUUGAUGCCACUGCGAAUGGUUAUGUCCGCGCUGAUGGUGUCAACUGUCUCUAUAUCAAGCGUCUGGACGAGGCCAUCCGCGAUGGUAACCCAAUCCGAGCUGUAAUUCGAGGAACUAGCACCAAUGCAGGUGGAAAGUCAUCCGCCCUCACGGCGCCAAAUAUCAACGCGGAGGAAACUCUUAUCAAGGCAGCUUAUCGCAAUGCAGGCGUUGACCCCGCGCGAACAGCCAUGGUGGAGUGCCACGGAACAGGCACAGCGAUGGGCGACGCCAUUGAGGCAGCUGCAGUAGCCCGCGUCUUUGGGGACAAGGGAAUAUAUAUUGGAGCUGUAAAACCAAAUCUAGGGCAUUCGGAAGGGGCUUCGGCCAUCAGCAGCAUUCUGAAAGCAAUCGUCGAGUUGGAAAAUCGCACUAUUUUACCCAAUAUCAAAUUCAAUACCCCGAGCCCUAGGAUUCAAUGGGAUGAAGCCCGGCUAACAGUUCCAAUUGAGCCGAUGCACUGGCCAGAGGAUCGAGAGGAGCGCAUCAGCAUCAAUAGUUAUGGGAUCGGCGGAACCAAUGUCCACAUUAUCCUGGAUUCCCCUGCCUCCUUCGGCCUAUCCAAUACCGAGUCGCCGGCCGAACAGGCACCAGAUUUUAAACUUCUGCUGUUGUCAGCAGGCCAUUCGGAUUCAUUGACAAAGAUGCAAAAUAACUACCAGGACUACGUCACUAAACAUCCAGAUAGACUGACUGAUCUAGAAUAUACCUUGGCGGAGCGCCGGGAGCAUCUUCCUGUCCGUGGCUUUUUCAUUAGCAAUGGGAAUCACGAUGAGGCUUUCGUCUCACCUUCUUUUACAAGCCACCUUCAGAAAAAGGUUGCAUUUGUUUUCACCGGCCAAGGUGCACAGUGGGCUGGGAUGGGAAGGGAACUGCUUAAAACAUAUCCUGAAUUUGUUCAUGAUAUCAGGCAGAUGGACAAGCUUUUGCAAAAGCAAAAGGACCCACCUGAAUGGCGGAUAGAGGAGCAACUAUUGACGCCGCCGGAAACGAGUCUGCUCUCUAAAGCAGAAGUUGCGCAGCCUGUUUGUACUGCCCUUCAAAUUGCACUUUGCAACCAUCUAGCACGGUGGGAAAUCUUUCCUUCCGCAGUCGUCGGUCAUUCCAGUGGAGAAAUUGCCGCCGCGUAUGCCGCAGGCUCUGUGAGCAUGCACGAUGCAGUCCUUCUCGCAUACUAUCGAGGUGCCGCAUCUAAGGAGCAGACUCGUGAAGGAGCCAUGGCGGCUGUGGGGCUCGGAUAUGAUGACGUUGUUCACUGGCUUCGACCAGGUGUUGUAAUUGCCUGCGAAAAUAGCCCCUCGAGUGUUACCUUGUCAGGGGAUGCAGAUGUCAUUGAAUCAGUCCUUUCCGCUAUUCGAAAUGACCGUCCAGAUGCCUUUCAGCGGUUCUUGAAGGUGAAUAAGGCAUAUCACUCACAUCACAUGCAGGACGUGGGACACCUAUACGACAGUCUCAUGGCCAAUCAACCAGCGAUCAAGCGCCCAAACGUUCCAUUUCACUCUACAGUGUUAUCUAGACAACUGCAUGAACCAGAGGAUUUUGGAUCCAGCUAUUGGCGUCUGAACAUGGAAAGCCCCGUUUGGUUCUAUCAAGGGUUUAACUCUCUUCUUCAGUCAGAGGUUGGAGCAAAUGGCCUAUAUUUGGAGAUUGGACCGCAUUCGGCACUGGCUGGCCCGAUCAAACAAAUCUACCGAGCUCAAAAUGUGUCUAAUCCGUAUCUUUCUGUACUUUCACGCGGCUCAAAUGCAGUUGUGACAUUUUUGUCUUGCGUUGGUGAGCUCUGGUCUCGAGGCGUGAACAUAAAAUAUCCCCUCCCAGCAACCAUUCCCAAAGCCUUGCAUGAUCUGCCGUUGUAUCCAUGGCACUAUGCAGAGCGUUGGUGGUCAGAGUCCCGAUCCAUGAAGUCUUCCCGGUUCCAAAGAUUCCCGCACCAUGAGUUACUUGGUGCUCGGACAAUUGAAAGCAGUGAUCUCGAACCCGUUUGGAGAAACAUCCUGCGACUUGGAGAUGUAUCUUGGCUACGUGAUCACUGUGUGGGUUCUGAUAUUGUUUUUCCAGCUGCGGCCUAUAUUGCAAUGGCUGGCCAUGCCGUUUGGCAGAUAACGAAUCUGAAGGACUUUACAGUGCGAGAUAUUUCCUUUAAGACGGCGAUGGUGCUUGACGACAAGGUACCGACUGAGAUCAUUACCAGGCUUCAACCUCAUCAUCUUACCGACAGUUUGAAUUCCAGAUUCUUUGAAUUUUCUAUUUUGUCCCACACUGGUUCCGUGUGGACACAGCAUUGCAUGGGACUGGUCGCAGGCGGCGAGAUCUCCCCUGGAGGAAUACCUACAGUGACCUCUUUUUCGAGAAUAGUGGACCCAAAACGGUGGUAUCGAGCGAUGAGCAGGGCUGGCCUUAAGUACGGCCCUCAUUUUGCUGGUUUGCAGCAAAUCACUGCAAGCGUUAGUGAAAGUACCGCAUCUGCCAUCAUCCAGGAUAGCAGAGCACCCGGAUCGUCAUAUACUUUGCACCCAACAACAACCGACUUGAUUCUACAGUCCGCUUUCGUAGCCAUAUAUCAAGGCCAGCCACGCCUCUUGGAAAAGUCCCGCUUACCUACAUUCAUCGAGGAGAUGUAUAUACGAGGGGGCGUGGGCGAGCAUGAUAUCCAUUUGAAUACCACUGCCCGGAAGCAGACAAUUCAAUCCCACGGUGUCGUCAAGGAUACUCUUAUCUUUUUUGUGAAAGGUCUGGAGCUUUCGGCGCCAGAAACAGACGGAAACGAACAGGAGCAGCAAUCUGAAUCGGCCCAGCUGGUCUGGAAGCCUGACAUCCACUUUGUGGAUUCUACAAGUCUUGUCCAACCAGCCCAGCAGGCCGAGCUACUCUCAGCAAAUCCUCUGAUUGAGCGAAUAUUUUUGCUUUGUGCCAUAGACCUGAUGGACGAUAUCGAUGGAAUUCCUACAACUCAACCACAUCUCGAAUUGUAUCGGACAUGGAUGUCUGAACAGCCUUCGAAAGCGCAGAAGGAAGGCUCCCCUCUAGUGCCCGACGCAAAAGAUCUAUUCAAUCUUAGUGCUAGCGAUAGGAAAGAAUUGAUCCACAGUCUGGUCGCAAGUCAUACUGAUGGAACAAUGAUUCCAGGAUCUCGCAUCUUGUUCCUUUGCUAUAGGCACAUGUUGGACAUUUUCAGGGGCAGGACUAACCCGCUUGAGUUGAUGCGACGAGAUGGCCUGUUAGCCCGUUACUACGACUGUUUACAGGACAAGCAUGAUUACAAAGGCUUUUUGCAACUCUUGGGUCAUCUACGGCCUCGAAUGACUGUGCUAGAAAUUGGCGCCGGUACCGGAGGACUGACUGCAAAGAUACUCGAGUUAUUGCGAUCCGAGGCUGGAGAAGAUACUUACCAGGAAUAUAUGUAUACGGAUAUCUCGUCGGGCUUUUUUGUCGAUGCGCAGGAAAGGUUCCACGAUCGACCUCGAAUUCGCUACGACGUGCUGGACAUUUCUAGGGAUCCUAUUGAGCAGGGCUUCCCGGAGGCCCAUUAUGAUUUGAUUAUUGCCUCUAAUAUCCUACACGCAACUCCUAAGUUGACCGAGACUCUGAAGCAUACUAGGAAGUUGCUCAAGCAAGACGGUCGUCUCUUGUUACAAGAAUUAUGCCCUGUUUCAAAAUGGACAAAUUUCAUCUUCGGAUUGUUCCCCGGCUGGUGGCUCGGUAAAGAUGAUGGACGCCCCAGCGAGCCCUACAUCAGCCCUACGGAAUGGAAUUGUAGACUGCGUGCCGCUGGAUUCACCGGUAUUGAUUCCUCAGCUCUUGAUGCCGAACGCCCAUACCAGCUCAACACUAUGCUGGUUGCAACACCUGCGCCGCUAUCCUAUGUGAAGAGGGUAACUGUGCUUUACACUGGCACGUCUCAUCCGGUAGUCCAUGAUUUACGCCAACGGCUUAUCUCAGAUGGAUACAAAGUUGACCUGGUGAGCUGGGGAGACGACCUACCAGCCGACCAGGACAUUGUCUUUCUGCUCGACCUUGAGGCACCAUUUUUCGACAGUAUCACAGAAGAGAACCUCGAUACUUUCCUGCAGAUAUUCAACCAUCAUUCCUCAUCUAGACUCUUGUGGAUAACCCAUGCCGCACAGAUCCUCCCACAAGAUCCGCGGUUCUCUCAGGUGCUGGGUAUGGCACGAACGCUAAGGUCUGAACUUGGUGUCUCCUUUUCUACCCUUGAAUUAGAAAGUUUCGGACCGGGCUCUAUGGAGGCAAUCUCCCUUCUUUUGCAACACAUACAACAGAGGACAGCUGAGAACACCGAAGAGUCCGAAUUUGACCCAGACCAAGAAUAUGCUUGGGUCAAUGGUACCAUUCAUGUUGGCCGCAUGCACUGGCUCUCAGUUUCUGAGGCCCUGGCUCAGAGCAGCGGGGGAGGUGAGAAAGCUAUCCUAGAGAUAGGUCGACCGGGAUUACUCAAUACGUUGCGUUGGGUAUCCCAACCAUUGAAACUGGUAGGCGCCAAUGAAGUGAGAAUCAAGACGAUGUCAAUCAGCAUGAAUUUCAAAGAACUUCUUCUUGCCAUGGGAGUUGUCCCCAUUGAUUGUGGCCAGGAGUUGGUAGGUACAGAUAGUACAGGUAUUGUCACAGCGGUUGGGUCCAAUGUCAAGAACGUAUCUGUCGGUGAUCGAGUGAUGGCCCUCACUGUUGAGAGCACCAGCUAUACAACGGUACUGCAGCUACCUAGCCACCUCUGCAUUCGGAUUCCAGAUGACUGCAGCUUUGAGGAGGCUAGUACACUGCCGACUGUCUACCUGACUGUGCUCAGAACGUUACGGGAAAAAGCGAACCUUCGACGGGACCAAAGCAUUCUUAUUCAUAGUGCUGCAGGAGGAGUUGGUAUCGCAGCCAUCCACUAUGCAAAGUGGAUUGGUGCGAAGGUCUACGCGACAGUAAGCUCACCGAACAAGAUUAAAUUCCUGGUGAACGAGAUGGGUGUGGAGAGAGAAGACAUAUUCUACUCACGUGAUACCACCUUCCUUGAUGGAGUUAUGAGAGCAACCUGUGGCCGGGGAGUUGACGUAGUGCUUAACUCACUAUCAGGCGAGCAGUUACAUGCGUCCUGGAAAUGUGUUGCAGAGGGAGGAAGUAUGAUUGAAAUUGGUAAACGCGAUCUUCUUGGUCGUGGAAAACUGGCCAUGAGCCCGUUCUUGGCCAACCGAUCGUAUAUCGGAGCUGACAUUGCAACUCUAUCCGUGCUUGAGCCCGAAUGGGUUCAAGAACAACUAGCCACCAUUGUUAAUCUUUACAAGCAGGGAGCUAUACAUCCCAUCCGCCCGGUCAAGACAUUUCCCGUCAGUGAGGUUGAAGAUGCCUUCCGGUACCUACAAACGGGGCAACACAUCGGCAAGCUUAUUCUGCAGUUUUCCGACUCGCCUGACCUUCCCAUGGCCACUAGGGUUCCAGUGUUGGACCUUCGAGGAGACAGGGCCUACCUUUUGGUAGGUGGAAUGCGGGGCAUCGGUGCAUCCCUCGCAAGAUGGAUGGUCUACCACGGGGCCAAGAAUCUAGUUUUCCUCUCUCGCUCAGCAGGAGAAAGGGAUGAGGACAAAACACUUAUACACGAAUUGUGUGAUAUGGGAUGUCAGGUCUUCCCAUUUGCAGGUGAUGUUACUGAUCUGGCAACCGUUAAACGGGUUAUAGAAAGUGUUACAACUCCUAUUGCAGGAGUCAUUCAGUUAGCCAUGGUUCUUGCAGACACUGGAGUCAUGGAUAUGAAUUUGGAAACUUGGAAUACAGCUCUGAAGCCUAAGGUUGACGGAACAUGGAAUCUACACAAGGCACUACCAACAAAUAUGGAUUUCUUCGUCAUGGCCUCUUCCCUAUCCGGAACAUUUGGAAACUACGGCCAGUCGAACUACGCGGCCGCCAACACUUUCCUUGAUGCCUUUGCCCAGUUCCGUCAAUCCCAAGGACUCGCUGCAUCGGUGGUCGACUUGGGCGUAGUGGACGAGAUAGGAUUCGUCAGUCGAAAUGCAUCUCUUCACCGAUCGAUAGUGCAGCAGAUGGGUGCCCCCAUAUCAGAAAAUAGCCUUUUAAGCUGUUUCCAUUUGGCCAUUAUUCGAUCUCAUCCGCGACAUGAAUAUUCAUCAGUAUUCAAUCCGCUAGAUGGGUUCCGAUCCCCCUACCAGCUGCUCCACGGUCUACAGUCCAAAGUCGGCAUUGCAAAGAAUCAGUUCAUGUGGCAACGAGAUCCACGUACCGCUUUUAAUCGCACUCAUAUGCAGAAAGAUGCAUCCACCCAUGAUGGUAGUGAACGCGAAGACGGUGGUCUCAGGUCGUUCCUUGCGGCUAUCCAUGAUAACCCGGGCAUAUUGCAAGAGCAGUCUAGUGUUGAAAGAGCAGCUACAGAGAUCGCUCGCCAGGCUUCCGCGUAUACGACGCGACGCGCCGAUGAAGCAACAAAUUUGGGGUUGUCGUUACACGAUUUUGGUGUGGACUCUCUCGUGUCAAUCGAACUUCGCAAUUGGUGGAAACAGUCAUUUGGCGUCGAUGUGACGGUGUUGCAGCUAAUGAAUGGUGGCAGCUUCAUGGAUCUUGGCCAGAAGGCUGUGGACCAGCUGAAGCAAAGACAUUUGAAAGUAUAA
Molecule: messenger RNA, 7383 nt
Organism: Aspergillus oryzae RIB40
Lineage: Eukaryota; Fungi; Ascomycota; Eurotiomycetes; Eurotiales; Aspergillaceae
Product: type I polyketide synthase
Exons: 6
Coding region: 1-7383 (2460 amino acids)
Biological process (GO): secondary metabolite biosynthetic process; fatty acid biosynthetic process
Molecular function (GO): oxidoreductase activity; phosphopantetheine binding; fatty acid synthase activity
Source: RefSeq, a predicted model, not a curated record